This is a messenger RNA of Aspergillus candidus, 555 nucleotides long. RefSeq lists its product as uncharacterized. NCBI's taxonomy places the organism in Eukaryota, Fungi, Ascomycota, Eurotiomycetes, Eurotiales, Aspergillaceae. Bases 192 to 518 code for a protein of 108 amino acids. The record is from RefSeq and is a predicted model, not a curated record. The transcript has a single exon.
AAUGACUGACUGACUGACUGAUUGACCGAUUGAUUGAUUGACUGAUUGAUCGAUACUAGCUGUUGUUAUGCACCUGAUAGACUUUUCCUAUUUCAUUUCAUUUCUUUAAUCUUCAUUUUCAUUUUCAUUUUGGCCAUGCUACUGUGGUAUCUAUCUAUCAUCUAUCGAUCGUCUACACGUUGUCAUCUGUCAUGUUGUCUACAUGGCUUUCUCUUCCUUUUCCCUUUUUCUUUCUUCACGGAAAACUAAGAUACAAAGAGAGGAAGCAACUCAGUACCUGUCAAUAUGGAUGGGCAUUGAUUUCUACGAUCGGGGUUAUCUUUUUUAUUUCAUCUCAUCUUGUGUUCUGGUCGCAACCUAUGGGACUGGCUGGUCGGCGUUAUCUUCCUCGAUUCUAUCUAAACAUUUCACUACGGUUCAUUUCACUUUUUUUUUCUCUUUGGCUCGAUUUUAUCUUAUGUUACUUACUUGAGCUCUGUCUUGUCGGGUUGGAAAUUAAUGCAUGCAGAAUAGGAUAGGAUAGGACAAUAUUCACCAUGUGGAAUAGAAUGGAAU